This is a messenger RNA of Tympanuchus pallidicinctus (lesser prairie-chicken), 6561 nucleotides long. RefSeq names its product prolyl endopeptidase like (gene PREPL). The transcript is spliced from 15 exons. The record is from RefSeq and is a predicted model, not a curated record. Gene Ontology annotation, cellular component: Golgi apparatus; cytoskeleton. Bases 305 to 2548 code for a protein of 747 amino acids. Gene Ontology annotation, biological process: proteolysis. Gene Ontology annotation, molecular function: serine-type endopeptidase activity. NCBI's taxonomy places the organism in Eukaryota, Metazoa, Chordata, Aves, Galliformes, Phasianidae.
GCUGUACUGCGCGCGGCUCUGUAGGGGUGAGGGCGCGCCUCAAAACGGGGCUUCCGCGGGUUCGGAACCCCGCAGUGUGAAACGCGAGUGACUAAAGCAAGCGGCAUGCAGAGACUGACGACAACCGUGCUCCACCGCAGCGACUGGCUGAAGCGCCCCACCGCCAUCUUUGCUACGGGCAGUGCUGUCGGGAAACCGGAGCGGCUCGAGCCCGCUGCCAUCUUUGCCCGGCCGGAGGGAGAGCCGCCCAGCCCGGGCACGGCUGUGCUGCCGCGGUUGACUAUCAAGACUGGAUUUGGAUAUCAUGUGUUGGACUGCAAAAUCUUUUGUCCGAGGGCUGAGCUUCGGUGUUAAAUACUAUCCUAAGGAUAACCAUCUUCCAGCACUAUGUCUUUGUAGUACAAUAAAACCGAACAAAUGCCACAUCCUCGACUGGUCAAGAAGUUCAUGCAACAUCACUGUGCCACCUGGAAGAAUCCUGUCAUGGAGGUUAUUUUCCUGCAAGGAGGGGACAAAAAUCCACUUUAAAAGGAAAAAAAUCACAUCCAUAACAGCAUCAGAGCUUUUGUACAAAGAUCUUCUGAAAUCAGAGCAGGAAAACUGGAAUAAAAUUUCAAGAAGUUAUAAAGCUAUGACAAAAAGAAUAAAGGAAAAAAUAGAAGAACUGCACAAAAAGUAUACACUCCAUUUGGAAAGCCCAAGGAUAAGAUUUGGAGGAAACGUUUACUUUGAGGAGAAUGGUGACAUAUUUUGUUCAAAAGCAGAUGAUGAUAAAGGAAACGUUCGCAUUUUAUUCAACACUGAAGAUAUGGGCUUUUCUGGUACCUUUAUUAAACGGAUCAGGGUUUCACCAGAUGAGAGGUACCUGGCUAUCAGCUUAAAAAGUGAAAAUUCUGAAGAGGCAACCUGUGUUAUUAUGAAACUCGGUGAUGUUCCCAUCGUGGAAGAAGUAAUUCCAAAUGUUUUUAGUUUCGAAUGGGCUACAAAUGAUGUUCUGUAUUACACAAGUCAGAAGAACCUUAAAUGCCAGAAUGUGUUCAUGACCACUUUCACUAAUGAGAAAUAUACUAAGUUGGUUUACACAGAACAAGAUGCAAGAUUUUUUGUGGACAUACACUGCACAAAAGAUAGACGUUUCCUCACUAUCAAUAGCAACAGCAAGACAACCUCAGAAGUUUGGCUGAUUGACUGCAGACAUCCUUUUAAGUUACCUGUUCUUGUGCAAGCCCGAACACAAGGGGUCAUUUAUCACAUUGAGCACAGAAACAAUGAGUUAUAUAUUCUUACUUCAUAUGGAGAACCUGCAGAAUAUAAGUUGAUGAAGGCUUCAGUAGCUUCCACUGGCAUGGAGAACUGGCAGUUAGUUUAUGCACUGGAAGAGAAAACCAAGCUAAUAGACUUGGAGAUGUUCCGUGAUCACUGUAUCAUGUUCCUGCAGAAAGCUGGCUGUCUGUACUUAAACGUGAUUGCUUUUGUUUCACGUUCAGUUCAAUCAAUACAGCUACCUACAUGGGCCUGUGCCUUUGAAUUGGAAUCUCAUCCUGAACACGCCAGCAGCACUUGCUAUUUUCAGCUCACCUCCCCAGCACACCCCCCAAGGCGUUUUGCAUAUUCAUUUAAAGAAAAUAAUCUCAUUGAACAAGCUGCAGAAGAGGUACCAAUUAUUAUGAAUUGUCACACUACACGUUUACUAGCUAAAAGCAAGGAUGAAACUUUGGUGCCAAUUACAGUUUUUCAUAAUACGAAUUCUAAAGAGCUACACAGGAAACCACUUCUAGUUCAUGUAUAUGGAGCUUAUGGCAUAGAUUUGAACAUGAGCUUUAGAGAAGAGAAGCUGAUGUUAAUUGAAGAGGGCUGGAUAUUAGCAUAUUGCCAUGUUAGGGGUGGAGGAGAGCUAGGCCUCAGGUGGCACAAAGAUGGAUGUCAGCAGAACAAACUCAAAGGUCUCUAUGACCUUAAGGCUUGCAUCAUGCUGCUGCAUGAACUAGGAUUUUCUCAGCCAAAAUAUACAGCACUAACAGCUGCCAGUGCUGGAGGAGUUCUUGCGGGAGCCAUUUGCAACAGCGAUCCAGAACUUAUCAGAGCCAUGGUUUUACAGGCACCUUUUGUAGAUGUUCUGAACACAAUGAUGAAAACUCAUCUCCCACUGUCAAUUGAAGAACAAGAAGAAUGGGGAAAUCCGUUAGCAGAUGAAAAAUGUAUGAAGUACAUCAAAAACUACUGUCCUUAUCACAAUAUUAAGCCACAGUGCUAUCCUUCAGUUUUUAUCACAGCAUAUGAAAAUGAUCAACGAGUGCCACUAACAGGAAUUCUGCGGUAUGUUCAGAAACUUAGGAAGGCUACAUCAGAUCACACCAGCAGAACAGGAAAGGAAGGAAACUGGAUCCCUAAAAUCAUCUUAGACAUCCAGGCAAGUGGCAGUCAUUGUGACUCAUCCUGGGAGGAUUCACUGACUGAGGUCUCUUCAAGCUUGUGUUUGCAAGGACUACAGCUUGGGGAGGACUGCUCGUGUGAGAAACAAAUUUCUCAAGUUCAACAACUGUACUGAAUAGCAACUUUCAGCUUAUUGAAAGGUGUUAUGUAAGAAGAUGAAUGAAGUUCUGAUUUUGAGGGAUUCAGAAAAAUUAUGACAAAGCUUCCUCAAUGUUAUUGAAGAGCUUGCCAAAAGAUCUGACACUUAAAUUUAAUGACAUAAGAGGGCAUAAAAUAUUUUGCACAUACUUUGGAUGUUUGUUUCCUAUGAAAAUUGUUUUUUUCAUAUAAAGGACACUUUUCACUACAAUCUGUCAGAAUAGCAGCUUGACAAAAGAAAUUGUCACUUUGCCUCAUGACAUUAUAAAUAACGGGUUUCUCCUUUUAGCAUGUUCUGAAAAGCAGGGAAAAAAAGAAUCCUAAGUUUUUAACACUUGUAACACUCCCUUUUAUCUUUACCUUUUCAUGAUUCUUAAAGACUUUCAAACGCUGGGAUUGAAAACUAUUUCUUGAGCAAAUCCUCUCUACCUCAUUAAUCAGGGACUCUUCCUCUCCAGAUCGAACAAAGAGUGGUUUUGCAUUGUUACAAACCCAUGAGCCACAGGGUGGCAACUAAAUGAGAGAAUAACCUGAGGAGCCAAGGGCAAGCCACUUUGCUGAAGAGCAUCUUUUUGUCAGCAGUAAUCAAUGACAGUAAGAUAAUGCAAGACACAUUUUUUGGUUUCUCAGAGACAAAGCGAUUUCCUGUCAGAGACAUUUCUUCACAGCUGAAUCAGACAAACCUAGGGACGAUUCUGUGCUUCUCUGAGUGCAUCUUUCCCUUUGGUACAAAUCUGGCCAAUAAUACUCUCAGUAACAUCACCAGCAGCUGCCUCAUUCUGCAACAGAAUCAUAGGAUAGCUUGGGUUGGAAGGGAUCUCAAGGAUCAUCAAGUUCCAGCCCCUCUGCGACAGACAGGGUUUCAACUGUGAGAUCAGGUACUGGAUCAGAUUGCCCAGGGCUCCAUCCAACCUGGCCUUAAACACCUCCAGGGAUGGGGCAUCCACAAACUCUGGCCAAUCUGUUCCAGCGCCUCAGCACUCUCUCUGACAUCUAAUCUAAAUCUCCAUUCCUUUAGUUUUAAACCAUUCCCCCUUGCCCUAUCACUACCUGACCACGUAAAAAGUUGAUUUCCUUCAUAUUUAUUAACUCCCUUUAAACACUGGAAGGCCACAAUGAGGCCUCUCCCAACACCCUUCUCUUUGUCAGGCUGAACAAUCAUAGAAUCAUAUAGAAUCAUAGAAGGGCCUGGGUUCAAAAGGACCAUAAUGAUAAUUUAGUUUCAACCCCCCUGCUAUGUGCAGGGUUGCCAACCACUAGACCAGCUCGCCCAUCAGCCUAUCUUCAUAGGGGAGCCCUUAGAUCAUCCUCAUCUCCUUCCUCUCCAAAUUCUCCACAUCUUUCCUGUGUUUAGGACCCCAGACUUGGAUGCAGUACUCCAGCUGGGGCCACACAAGGGCAGAGUCACGUCCCUCCCCCUGCUGGCCACCCCUUUUGAUGCAGUCCAGGAUACCAUUGGCCGCCUUUGCUGCAAGCGCACACUGCUGGCUCAUGUUAAGUUUUUCAUCAACCAGGACCUGUAAGUCCUUCUCAGCAGGGCUACUCUCAAGUUCUCCUCCCAGCUUGUAGACGUAUCUGCAGUUACCUCAACCCAAGCGCAAAACCUUGCACUUUGCUUUGUAGAACCUCCUUAAGUUCACAAGGGCCCCCUCUUGAGUUUAUCAAGGUUCCUCGGAUGGCAUCCCUUCCUUCUGCUGUAUCAACCGCAACGCUCAGUUUGGUGUCAUCAGCAAACACUGAGGGCGCCCUCAAUCCCAUCAUCUGCGUCACUGACAAAGAUGUUAACAAGUACCGGUCCCAAGAGGAACCCAUGGCGAGGUCACCACUCACUGUCUCUGCCUGGACAUUGAGCUGCUGACCACAACCUUCUGGCUGCAACCUUCCAACCUUAUCCACUGAAUCGUCCAGCAUUCAAUUCUAUCUCUCUUCAAUUUAGAGAUAAGGAUGUGGUGGGGGACCAUGUCAACGGCCUUGCAGAAGUCGAGGUAGAUGACAUCAGAUAUCUUCAAUUUGUCCACCACUGCCAUCACUCCUUCAUAGAAGGCUAUCAGAUUGGUUAGGCACAAUCUUCCCUUUGGGAAGCCAUGCUGGCUGUCUCAGAACACCCACUCGUCCCCCUUAUGUUCCUUCCAGGAGGAUCUGUUCCAUGAUCUUCCCAAGCAGAGGUGAGGCUUACCAGCCUGUAGUUCCUUGAGUCUUCCUUCCUCCCUUUCCCGUAAAUGGGAAUGAUGUUUCCCUUUUUCCAGUCCCUGGGGGCUUUGCAUGAUAGCCACAACUUUUCAGAUACUAUGGAGAGUGGCUCAGCAACAAUAUCAGCAGCUCCCUUAAGACCCUGGGAUGCAUGCCUUCUGGCCCCAUGGAUUUGUACACAUUCAGUCCAUCUGAGAUGGUCUCAGAUUUGCUCAGUCCUUACAGUGAGAGAGAUUUUGCUCCCCCCAGUUCCCAGCUCUUUGUGAGAAUUCUGGCAGCUAGUGAAGACUGAGGCAAAGAACUCAGAGUAUCUCAGCCUUCUCCAUAUCUGUUGUAGCCCAUUCUCCUUUAUCUUUUAGUAGAGGAGUUAUGCUCUCUUUGACCUGCAUGUUCUGACCUAUGUACCUGUAGAAUCUCUUCUUCUUGUUUCUAACAUCCCUUGCCAAGUCCAGUCCUGUCUGUGCCUCUGGUUGGUCUGUCCAGUACUUGAACCAGAAAGUUUUAUUGUCAGUGCACACCAGGAGUCUCCUGGAUCACUUACAGCUCAUCAUGUUGUAACAGAGGCGUUCCACAUUGAGAACUGCAUCUGCCUUAGGAUCAUGUUCUUGAGGUGUUCAACUAUAGCCAGAAGAUGCAGAUCUGGGCUAUUCCCUUUUGGGCAUGACCUUUUCCAAUCGUGCAGGCAUAUCUCCAGCAAAGAGACUACAGUAGUCAGGUGCAAUCAUAGAAGAAACAAGAAAUCACAUACACAACUGAAAGUCAGGCAGGUCAGCACAGUGUGAAAGGCACAGGCACUUUGUUUUAAUCCCUUGACUUUGAUUAAGUUCUGAACAAACUAUAAGCAAACAAACAUCCUGCUACGCGUUACCUGUAACUAUGAACAAAUAAGUGACAUAUAUGGUCUGCAGGCUUGGCCAACAGCUUUGGAUCUGAAAUCCAAAACAAAAAAUGGAGACCCUGCAUGACAAGGAAAAACCACUUCUACCAUUAAGUUAGCACUUCCUGGUACUUAGCAGUGCCUGGUGUGCUCACACACCUCUUUUUGGAGACCCCCUCUUCUGAGUUUGUGCACUUCAGAGAGGGCUAUGGCUUUGACAGGUGCCUCUUUAUAGCAAGAAUAAAGCAGUUUCCAGGAGACAGGCUUUAGCUACGCUUCCAUGAACUCUGAAUUCCUUUAAAAAUUAGCCAGGAAAUAAUGGACUUUGAUAGAGUGAAUAAAGUACUGCGGGAGGAAGGAGACAUGGACUCUGUUCUUCCUGCCUUAGGCAACUGCACACCUAUCAGAGCCACUGGCCUAGGCCUGACACUGGCAAUUGCUAUGACUUCUGCUGAAGCAAAGCAAGGCCACCACAGAACAUGCUAGUCUGAUUCAGCUGAGGGCAGAAAACAGCGACCAGGACUGUAACCUAGCAGCUCAGGAAGGUGCCAGAGCCUUGGUUCUGAUUUCAGGCCUGGCCAUUUCUGCAUCCUGUAUAACAGCUUUGCAAUGAAGAAUAUAGUACCACACCUAAACGUUGAGAAAAACUGGAUUUGGUUGAUCUUGUAUUUUCAAAUAUUCCAUUAAUCAGAACUAAAUAACAACAGGAUCAGAAUUUAUAUACUCCUCACUUACAUUUGCUGAUGCAACGUUCUCCAUGCCUAUUUCUUCACCAUAGUAAGUUAUAGGAGUACCAGGGAGGGUUAACAGCAGCAUGUUUAUAACUUUGACAUACUCAUUCCCAAACCGAGAUGAAAUCCGAUCAGCGCUCGGGCUUCCGACCUCAAGAAAACAUCAUUCCAUUAAAAAGACAUAAAAUUCUA